AUGAAACCAUACAUCGGUAUUCCGGCUGUUGCAGUACUCGUAUAUCGCGCGUGGUCGCGGAAAUCGCUCACCCCGCUGGGUCUCGUUGUCGCUGCCCUGACGGCCAGCGCCCACGCCCUCCAUCCAUGGGCCCUUCCCUUCGUCCUGUUGGGGGUGUUCUACUUCGGUGGCACCAAGGUUACCAAGGUUAAACACGACAUUAAAGCCCGUUUGACGCUUUCCGCGACCGGUUCGGAGGGCGGCGAGGGCCAGCGUACCCACAUCCAGGUCCUGGCGAACUCAGUCGUCGCUACAGUGCUUAUCAUCCUACAUACAUAUGUUCUCGCUGGAAAGUCUACCGGACAGAACGAUGCAACUCAGUGCUUUUCGAAUGGUCUCGAUGCGGCGGACUUGUUGGUCGUUGGGAUUAUCGCCAACUACGCCGCCGUCGCCGCCGAUACAUACUCGUCCGAGCUCGGUAUUCUUUCCAAAUCCAAACCUCGUCUGAUCACCUCCCCCACGUUUCGGGUCGUUCCUCCUGGUACCAAUGGCGGCGUCACAAGGACUGGACUCCUGGCGGGAGUGCUGGGCGCGUUCACAAUCGCGGUAACAUCUGCGGCCCUUCUUCCUUUCUGCCCUGAAAGCGAUAAUUCGUCAGCUCUGAAGAUCCGGGCUCAGUGGAUUCUGGCCGUGACGCUGUGGGGAGGCUUGGGCAGUGUGUUUGACAGUGUUUUGGGCGGACUGUUACAGGCUAGUGUGGUGGAUAAGAGGACCGGGAAGAUUGUGGAGGGCGCUGGUGGCCAGAAGGUCCUUGUUCACCCUUCUUCAACUAAACCCGGUGUCCCGGCUGAUACCACGGGUCUGAAGCCUGCAGGAUCAACUUCUAUUGCGCAUGUACGCGCUACAGAGGAGGUCGCUAAUACAGCGACCUUGAGAGGAAGCAGGGCUACUGGAACGUCGGCAGGGACAUCCGCGGGAGAGACUGCUGAACCAGGACACGAGAGCCGGCGCGUCGAGAGUGGAUGGGACCUAUUGGACAACAAUGCUGUGAAUGUUUUGAUGGCUUUCACCAUGAGUGUUGGGGCUAUGGGUGUCGCAAGUUGGGUCUGGGGUGUGGAUAUUUCCGAGUUGAACUUGUGGUAG
Messenger RNA from Aspergillus sclerotioniger CBS 115572, 1122 nucleotides. Its product is annotated as DUF92 domain-containing protein. The transcript has 4 exons. Gene Ontology annotation, cellular component: membrane. NCBI's taxonomy places the organism in Eukaryota, Fungi, Ascomycota, Eurotiomycetes, Eurotiales, Aspergillaceae. Bases 1 to 1122 code for a protein of 373 amino acids. The record is from RefSeq and is a predicted model, not a curated record.